Molecule: messenger RNA, 2540 nt
Organism: Candoia aspera
Lineage: Eukaryota; Metazoa; Chordata; Lepidosauria; Squamata; Candoiidae
Product: zinc finger and SCAN domain-containing protein 30-like
Exons: 3
Coding region: 452-2113 (553 amino acids)
Biological process (GO): regulation of transcription by RNA polymerase II
Molecular function (GO): RNA polymerase II cis-regulatory region sequence-specific DNA binding; DNA-binding transcription factor activity
Source: RefSeq, a predicted model, not a curated record
GGGGGGGGGGGAGAGAGAGAGAUUGGCCCUGAGUCCUCCAGGCAGGUCCCAUGGUUGGAGGGGGGCCAGAAGCUGGGUCUCCCCAGUGCCUGCUUACUCCCUACCUGCUGGCUCACUGUCCCCGUAUUCUUUUACAUUCCCCUGGCCCUUGACAGUCUAGCUUUUUAGGUGCAGGAAGUUGUUUGUUUUUGGUCAGAGGACCAGUCCGGCUGGGCACUCAGAAAUGAUUCAACCAGGUGUAAACCUGGUUGCUUUGGCUGGCUUUUUCCCAUUCCCCCCCCUUCUCUCUCCUGUAGCAAAAGAUUCAGUCUUCUGGAAAAACCAUUGCUUCUCCAACCAAGCGAGCACACCACUUUGAGCAGGAAAAGAGCCCUCGGACAAGUCCCAGCCCCACGGAUUUGCCGACGUGUUUGCAGGCUUCCCUUUCUGCAUUCAGGAGAAGAGGGGGGAGAUGAUGGCCAGCCUGAAAGCCUUGAGCAACGUCCAGGGGAAAAGUGUGUGGGAAUUUUGUCCAAAGAAACUGGGAGGGGAGGUGCGAGAGCCGGGCGAAGGGUUGCCCCGGCAGUGGCAAGACCUGGUCCUCACCGCAGGCUACCUGCAUGCCGGCUGGGGCGGCAGCCAGGGGCCGGAGGAGCCCAAACCCUGGGACGACACCAAGGGCUUCCUGGCCUCCUUCGAACAAGUGGCCGAGGCUUGUCGGUGGCCCCGGAAAGAGUGGGCAGCCCGGCUUUUGCCCUCCCUCCGCGGAGAAGCCGAGCAGGCUUUCAGUAACCUGGAGGCUCGAGACCGGCAGGAUUAUGGGAAGGUGAAAGCAGCCAUCUUGCACCGGGAUGCCCUGAGCCGGGAGAAGCAGCGCCAGCACUUCCGGCGUUUCCGCUACCAGGAGGCCGAGGGGCCGCGCGGGGUUUACGACCGGCUGCAGGCGCUGUGCCGUCAGUGGCUGAAGGUGGAGAAACACUCCAAAGAGCAGAUCCUGGAGCUGCUCAUCCUGGAGCAGUUCCUGACGGUCCUGCCCCCGGAGAUCCAGAGCUGGGUCCGGGAGCGAGGCCCUGCGUGCUGCACCCAGGCGGUGGCCCUGGCCGAGGAUUUCCUCUGGAUGCAGAGAGAAUCUCUGAGAUGGGAACAACAGCGGAUGACAGCAGCUGUUCCCUCGGCCAAGGCAGAACUGGAGUCAUCUGAUGGCGGCGGGAGUCUACCGAGCCCGUUCCCUGAGGAAAAGGAGAAAGCUGGAAAUUCAUGCAGUGAUGUCCGGCAGAGUGAGAAUAGCAGGGAAGUCCUGAAGGUUGCAUCCAAAAGGGCCGAGCCGCAAAAGCUGGAAGAGAUGCGUCCGCUGAGAAGGACGAGGAGAAACUAUCUUACAGAUAAGUGCAAGAAAAAUACCGCUUCCCAGACUGUGGGGUUCCAUAACACUUCCAUCCCUGAAGAGAAAUCUAAUGAGAAGAGAAAAUACAAGUGCAACGUCUGUGGGAAAUUCUUCAGUUAUAAGUCCAGCCUGAAGAUACACCUGAGGAUCCACACAGGGGAGAAACCGUACAAAUGCCUGGAGUGUGGGAAGAGCUUUAUCCGCAGCGACCUCCUUGCCUCGCAUCAAAGGAUCCACACUGGGGAGAAGCCGUACAGCUGUUCGUAUUGCGGCAAGAGCUUCUGUGACUUGUCCACGCUGAUCAAGCAUCGGAGGAUCCACACCGGGGAGAAGCCGUACAUCUGCGUGGAAUGCGGCAAGAGCUUCAGUCAGAAGGCGAUCCUGAAUUCCCACCAGAGGAUUCACACAGGAGAGAAACCCCAUAAAUGCACCGAGUGUGGAAAUAGCUUUAGCCGGAGCACCUACCUUGCUUCUCAUCAGAGAAUCCACGUGGGGGAACGAAUGUAUAAAAACACAGACGGCAGCAGGAACCUCCCUGAGCAGCCAAAACUGAUUCACCCCCCGAUCAUUCAUGUUGAGGAGAAGCCCUAUAAAUGCCCCGAAUACAGCCAGAAGUUGAAGCAGCACUCGCCGUGCCUGGCCCACCAGAAAAUGUAUGCAUUGGGCAAAAGUAUCAGUGUUUUUGAAUGCGGAGAUAAAAUUCAGCUGGAAGCAAUGGCUUGUGAGACUUCAGAGCAGCCUAGUGAUUAGCCCCUGAGCUGGUCACCUAUGGCGAGGGGAAUUUUCCUCCUGGCGACCGGAGAAAUCCCCAAUCCACUGGGAUUAAAGCGACAUGCGGAACUGCCGCUGCUGUGGGAGGGGCAAAAGAUUUGAACUCUCUCCCCCUUUCAAAGUUGUUAACUGGAGAGCUACAAGGUGCUACUUUUUGGGGAUGCCAUGGUUAGCUAUAAGUCUCUCAGGUUUUAGCGAAGAAGGCAGUGCUACCUCUUCCCACCCUUCCUUGCCCCUUGUUCCCAAGCCUGGCUCGCCAUUUGAUGAGUCUAAAUAAAUUUGGUCAAAUAUUGGCCCCAGCAAUCAGUGGAUACUGUCAAUCAGUGGAGAAAUAUUUUCAAAGUAUUAUCUUUUUAUUAAAACAAUAAAAGUGACACUGGCUUUUCUCAGUUCCCUGUAAUUCAAA